Ostreococcus lucimarinus CCE9901 is the source of this 249-nucleotide messenger RNA. RefSeq lists its product with no specific name. The record is from RefSeq and is a predicted model, not a curated record. The transcript has a single exon. The coding region runs from base 1 to 249 and encodes 82 amino acids. Lineage: Eukaryota; Viridiplantae; Chlorophyta; Mamiellophyceae; Mamiellales; Bathycoccaceae.
AUGUUUGUACGCGAAGCGAGGCGCGCGAUUCCUCGGUUCAUAAAGGAUCCUCCGCAGGCUUUCCACUCAAAUCGACUGUGUGUCACGCAAGACGAGUGCUUGGGGUCUCAUUAUUUUCACAGAGGACAAACUACGACUGGUCGUUUGUCGCCCAACACGACCACUGAAGAAGGAACUUUGACGCAAGAGUCCGGCGACGUCCGGAGCGUCGAGGGGGAAGUCUGCGGUGCCGUGCUGGUCGACGAGUGA